GUUUCAGUAUAAAAGCAAUGUUAUGAAUGGAUCGUGUUCUCCGUAUGCCUGGUGGCUCUUGUCUGGUGUGUUGUGUUUGGAAAAGUUUUCACAGGCUGAUGUAUAGAUAUAAAGAUUUCCCGGACGAGUCAAUGAAGUUUCUGCUCUUCGCCUUGAGUUCAUUGGCCGUAACUGUCGCAUGUCCGCCCUGCUGUAAUCAUUCCGGAUGCGCCAACAAGCUUCCCUGUCCUUGUUUACCGUCAAAUGAUUGCCAUCAUCGUCCAAAAUCGACUAGCACAAAAAGGCCCGCUCCUCCACCUUGUCCACCUAAACCUAGCUGCGGAUCUAACUGCGGUAAACGCUGUAACGAGAGAAGUUGUAAAAUUUGCAAACCUCACAAACAUGACAAAUAUGAAGGAAAAGACUGGUUCUUACCCUAUACGUCGCAUUUGCAACGUUUCUACAGCAGGAAAUACCAAACGCAUCACUACCACACCCAGCCGGGACCAAUUUCGAGAUUCCUCUCCGACACAUUCUACGGAGAAGGCCCUCCGGGCAGAAUGAUCACUGUUGAUUUAUACAACCAACAAAAGCAUGAGCUUCGUCGCCACUGCCCCUUUUUGGUUCCGCUGUAUACUGCGAUCAACAAGAAAACAAAAUCUCAGAGAAUGACCACCUAUGUCUCAGAGCUCAACGUAAUUAUGAAGUCGGGGCAGGGAUGGUAUAAGUUGGAACAGGUCGGUUACUGUGUUAAGGGAUAUAAGUGCGGGGCUACCAAGCCACUAAUGGAGAUUCGUGUAAAGAACAAACUCUCGGACGUUCUUUACACAUCGGAUAUGGAGGAAGUUGGUGUCGUGAGUAAGUGGAAGGGCUGGGUCUUGGAUACCAGCCCAAUAUGUUACUUAUGGUGAUCGUUGUUUGUUAGAACACUGGUGAAGGCCGAAAUAAAGUCAGCUGGAAGAAUAGCGCUGCCCAAAUAAUAAAUUCACU
Cylicocyclus nassatus is the source of this 969-nucleotide messenger RNA. The record is from the annotation of a GenBank genome assembly. NCBI's taxonomy places the organism in Eukaryota, Metazoa, Nematoda, Chromadorea, Rhabditida, Strongylidae.